AUGGAGAAGAUGGGUGCGGCAGAACCCAACUUUGAACUAUUUGAGGAGAAGAAGCGCGUUAGGAACCCCCUCGUUCCCGUCGGCGCACUCAUGACAGCAGGAGUUCUCACAGCUGGCUUAAUCAGUUUCAGACAAGGCAAUUCUCAAUUGGGUCAGGUGUUAAUGAGAGCUCGGGUGGUUGUCCAAGGGGCUACUGUGGCACUUAUGGUUGGCACUGCUUUCUACUAUGGGGAUAACCCAUGGAAAAAACCAAAAAUCCAGCACCAACCCACUGAAGGAUUGUCACCAUAUUCUCGGAAAACUGAUUUGCAAAUGGCAAUUGAUUUUUUCUUCUCCUUUGAGGAUAUUUCUGAAGAUUUGCUUGUUACAAAAUCUCAUAGGUUAUUGCAAGUUCGGGAGUUCUAUUUUGUACAGAUUAGAAUGUCUUCACCAAGCAAGAGGAGAGAGAUGGAUGUCAUGAAGUUGAUGAUGAGUGAUUACAAUGUGGAGACUAUAAAUGAUGGACUGAAUGAAUUUAAUGUGGAGUUUCAUGGUCCUAAAGAAAGCCUUUAUGAAGGUGGUGUCUGGAAAAUCCGUGUUGAGCUUCCUGAUGCAUAUCCUUACAAGUCUCCUUCUAUUGGGUUUGUGAACAAGAUAUUCCACCCAAAUGUUGAUGAGCUUUCUGGUUCUGUAUGCUUGGAUGUGAUCAACCAGUCAUGGAGUCCAAUGUUUGAUCUUUUAAAUGUUUUUGAAGUUUUUCUGCCACAGCUCUUGAUUUAUCCAAAUCCUUCAGACCCCCUCAAUGGUGAUGCAGCUUCAUUGAUGAUGAAGGAUAAAGAACAAUAUGAUCAGAAAGUAAAAGAGUAUUGUGAACGAUAUGCAAAAAAGGAGCAUCUUAUGAACUCCACAGCUGAAGAGGAGAGUGACGAGGAGGAUGUCACUGAUGAAGAAAGUGGAUCAAGUGAUGAGGAAGAUGAAAUUGCUGGACAUGUAGACCCAUAA
Dovyalis caffra is the source of this 981-nucleotide messenger RNA. NCBI's taxonomy places the organism in Eukaryota, Viridiplantae, Streptophyta, Magnoliopsida, Malpighiales, Salicaceae. The record is from the annotation of a GenBank genome assembly.